This is a messenger RNA of Colias croceus (clouded yellow), 3128 nucleotides long. RefSeq names its product mediator of RNA polymerase II transcription subunit 24 (gene MED24). Bases 148 to 3084 code for a protein of 978 amino acids. The transcript has a single exon. Gene Ontology annotation, molecular function: transcription coregulator activity. The record is from RefSeq and is a predicted model, not a curated record. Gene Ontology annotation, cellular component: mediator complex. Lineage: Eukaryota; Metazoa; Arthropoda; Insecta; Lepidoptera; Pieridae.
AGGAGUUUUCGCUUCGCUAGCGUAAAUUUAUAUUAUUUAACAUUUUAACAUAAAUUAAUAACUGAAACGAUAUGAACAUAUUGAAGAAUAUUUGAUAUUAGUGUUGUGGCUACAUAAGGAUCUAAGUUUGGUUUAGCCGUAUGAAAGAUGGUGACAAUGGAUGCAUCUAAAAUGACGAGUAAAACGAGUUCAUUGAAGGCUUUAAUAUUAAAAGCUUGGCGUGAACGAUGGACUGAUAUUCAGUGGGGUAUCAAUAUUAAAACGAUACUACCUAGAGGUGUGAGCGGUGACCUGUACAAUCUUGCUGAUUGUAUUCUUCAACAAGCUAUGGUGGGAUGUGGUGCUAACCAGUUAGUGAUAUCUUACUUGAAACAUUCAUUGGCCUCACAUAUAGUGUCUUACGCUGCAGUGUUUCAGAGGAUAGCAAAGUUUGACUCUUUUCACAAACCACAUUGCAUACUUAGCCUACUGGAGUUUCUUGAGAGUUUCAUUGAUGGAAUAACAUGCCGUGGGAAGAUGGAGGAAGAAAUAUUAGCAAAUGCUGUUUCAUCUAUUAUACUGUGGCUUUUGCAAGUAUAUCAUUAUUCACUGAGUAAGUACCCAUCAUCAAAUCCAAUUCAAAGUCAAGAACUUUUAGAGAAGUCUACAUCUUUACUGAAUUCCAUAGUACAUUCAGAUUUUUUGCUAGCUAUGUUCUAUUUGGCUAAGCAGAAUGACCCAGACGAGUACAGUGAAGUUACAAAGAAAUGUCAGGAAAUCACUGCUUUUAUGAUGAUGAAUACACAAUUCAAAGCGCCUGUUACUAUACAUGAUACACUACAAAAGAUAUGUAAUAUGGAUGUGGAUAAGAUAGCUCCUUUAAACAGUAAACCUGAAUUAGUUUCACACUGCCUACAAGCUCUUAUUGCCAUUCAUGUGCUGGCUAAUCCAAGUGCAGAUAUGCAACAACUAUCAAACCAGCUAUUGAUGGUACAGAGAAUAAAAGGAUUUUCUCUAUCAAGACUAUACUGUGAAUUAAUAAAAGCUUGUUUUGUUUCACUCAAUGAUGCAAGCAAUGAUGCCUCGAAACAAGCAUUAUGGGCUGCUUUUACUUUCCUAAAAAUACCACAAGUUAUUCAAUACCUUCACAACACAUGCGGUACACCAAGUAAAGAAGGUGAUAAUUCAGUGGAGAUUAUAGAAGCAUUUGAAAAGUUAUUACAAAGUUCGCCUCUACUUGAUGUUGUAGAUGCCAAGAAUUCUUGCAAUUGCGUAAUGUCAUUGUUAGAACCUUUGUUAAAGUUAAAUGUUUUAACGGAGAAUCACCUGUCAUAUUUUAAUCAAAAGCGAGAAACUAAAGAUGUUAAAUUGCAAAAGUUGGAGCCAACUGGUUUACAGGGAUCUGUUCCGUCAUUCAUUACAAGGGCUGAACCCACUUUAGCUGGAAUACUAAAGACAAUGGGAGGAGAUUUCCAUAAAACUCAGGAAUCAUUGUCAGUGAUGCUAUGCCAAAUAGUUGGAGGUACUACAUUAGAUACUAUUAUAGCAGUAGCAACUGUAGAAGGGAAACUGAAACUGUUUGUAUCAAGACUUAUUAAGUUCAAUGAAUUUGCUCUAGUAGCAGCCAGUGAGAAAGGAGCAUCUCAAUCAAAAGUGUAUAUUUUUGAUAUAUCAUUCUUAAUUCUGUGUUCUAUUGUCCAAGAUUAUGGUGUGGAAGCUGUCUUAGAAGAAAAUGGUGAUUCUUUCUUUGAGCAAUGGGUCAGAGAUUGUAUGCCGCACAAGGGAGCAUAUAAAUGUCCAAACCAGAUCCUGCAGAAAUGUGACCAGCAGUUAGUGGACAUUUUCAUUCAUCAUCUCAGUGCUUCUGAUUUUGAUUUCAAAAAUACUAAUUUAAAACCGCAUGACCUGUGUAUGAAUGUUAGUGGAGUAAUGAAAGAGAUUCUAUUUGCCUGGGAACAAGGAUCAAUUUCUAUUGCAGAUGUGAAAAGGAUGCUUGAUUCUAUGAGACAGAAAAUGGCGUCAUUAGCUGUGUGUGGUGCAGUGUGGCUGUGUUCUUAUCUCAAUGUUGUUCAUCAAGAUGCUUUAUUAAAACCUAUAAAUAUGGUGCAACAAUUGAUAACACCUCCAAAUGAUGUGGAAUUAGCCCAGAUUGACAAUUUUAAAGAGCGUGCAAUUUUAAUGUGUCAGAUUAUAAGGAAGAUGCAAUAUGAUGUACAUCCACCAUCUGUUCCUAAAACAAAAGCUAUCACUUCAUCUCAUAGCAUUAUUUCUCGUCAACCAAUUUUAGAACAAUUACAAGCAAUAUGGGAGGAUGUGAAGACAAGGGGAUACCUGCAUAUUGAUGCUACUCACAUAGUGCAAAGUCUUUUAAACACUGCUGGCCCUGUGUGGUUUGUGUCUAACUUGAUAAAAGAAACCUUGAAGUACAGGUAUCAAGAUGACCUUAACCGAUCUGUAGACAUAGUCCUUGCAAUGUUUCAUUUGGAUAUCGAGAGAUGUACAGAAGCAUUGCUACAGCAUGUUUUACCACAAUAUUUGUAUAAUGCCAAAAUAAGUGAAGAAUUAGUUGAACCACAGUCUUCUAUACUGGCCAAGUUGUGUGUAUACUGUAUCUUUGCUGCUUUAGGACAAAGUACGCAAAUAAAAAGCCAAGGUUCUAGAAAGCGGCGCCAUGAUGACGCGGAUGAUUUGGAUACUAUGUCGUCCAGCAAAUUGAGAAGACUUAAUGAUAAUUCAUCAGAUGCCAUGUAUUAUUCUCAGGGGCAAAGUUCAUCUGGAAUUGUGUUAAAAGAACCAAUGCAGACAUGUUUGGAAAUGCUUUUUAAAUCAUUCUCUCAAUUGGCGGGAAAAAAUGGACAAGUUACUCCGCAAACACAGUUUAUUUUCCAAUUUUUAGUUUAUAUAAUUCAGUGUGGACAGGACAGAGCACAGUUGGUUCUCCAGAAAAUGCCCAGUGAAUUGGUUCCUAUAUUGAUUAAAGCGCUUCCGGAAAAUUUUAAUGUUGGAUUAAUUCUGAGAUUGUAUGAUUUAACUACUGCCUAUGGCAGGAAAGAUGCUGCUAGAGAUUUAUGUCUAUUGCGAAAUAUGCGCUUGAGGCCUGAAUGAUAAUAAUAUUUAUGUUGGUUUAAGAAAUAAAUAAAUUAAAUAUA